AAAUGGCAGAAAUUGCUUGGGGCCUAAAGAGGAGUGACUGCUGCUUCUUGUGGGUAGUCAGAGAAUCGGAAAGGAAAAAACUUCCAACCAACUUUGUGGAGGAGUCAUCAGAGAAGGGUCUGAUUGUGACCUGGAGCCCGCAGCUAGAGGUUCUGGCUCACAAGUCUGUCGGUUGCUUCAUGACUCAUUGUGGGUGGAACUCAACACUCGAGGCAUUGAGCUUAGGAGUGCCAAUGGUGGCAAUGCCACACUGGACUGAUCAACCAACAAAUGCAAAGUGCAUUGCCGAUGUUUGGCAUGUAGGGGUUAGAGUGAAGGAAAAUGAAAAGGGGAUUGUCACAAAAGAAGAGGUAGAAGGGUGUAUAAGGGAAGUCAUGGAAGGUGAAAGAGGGAAUAAGAUAAGAAGGAACUCUGAGAAAUGGAUGAAACUAGCUAAAACAGCAGUAGAUGAAGGCGGAAGCUCUGAUAAGAAUAUUACAGAAUUUGCAGCAGAACUUGCAAGGAAGUUGCAUGAAACCAAAGAUUCAAAAGUGUGAAAGCAUACAUAUGCAUGGCCUUAAAACUUUGAAAAUGCAUCUUAUUUAGCUGAUGUAGUUUGCCUCAAUCAUAAACUUGAUUACACAUCCACCAUAUGCAAAAGCAUGAUUUCUCAAUCUGAAU
Messenger RNA from Populus trichocarpa (black cottonwood), 660 nucleotides. Its product is annotated as UDP-glycosyltransferase 74E2. Gene Ontology annotation, molecular function: UDP-glycosyltransferase activity. Bases 3 to 536 code for a protein of 177 amino acids. The record is from RefSeq and is a predicted model, not a curated record. Lineage: Eukaryota; Viridiplantae; Streptophyta; Magnoliopsida; Malpighiales; Salicaceae. The transcript is spliced from 2 exons.